AGUCGUAUUCGGACUGUUGUACCGUGAGGUCGUUCCCGUCUUUUUAUACCGCGGAGUGCAAUAAAACUAAGUAAGCAGUGCGUGUUUUAAAGUUCUACUCGCAUGCUCGGCAAUUAAAAGUGAAAAAGUGGGAGUGCGCCCACAAGGUCACCAACAGCAGUCGUUUCCCUUAGAGCCAAAUAUCUGGUAGUAGUUAAAGUGAAUUGCAAUCAAACGAACUAAACAAACACUCGGAUAUUAUAUUAUGUGAAAAUUCCUAAUUGCCAAACACCUGAAAUUCAUCGCGUAUACCCUUCGAUUGUUUACGCAAUACCCAGCCAACAAAAUUUUGCGGAGACCGACAUAAUAACCAUUAAAGCAAUUACAACAAUUAUAAACAACAAUAUCGAAAUGAGCAAUACAAAACGCAUGAACUUGAAAAACAAAUUUAAGCAUGCUUGAUCCAAUAUUCAGGAGCCCCCAGAGCAACAGCACCAACAACAGCAGCAUCCGCAUUUUCCCUCAUUCAGCAUCAAGUAUACGGAGAGACAAGUAUUUCUGCUCCAGCGUUUUCCAUCUGGCCGCGUUUUCCGACUCUACUAAGUGUUUUCCCAGACCAUCAUCAACUAUUCCGCCCCGAUCCGCCGCCUUCGUCAAGUCGAGCCACACAUGUUGGGUAAAUUCACAUCGAACCAUGUCCAGGUCUACCAUCAGUACUCGCGACCUGUGCCCGUAAAGAAGCCUGUCAAGGCCAAGAAGCCUCACUCGCAGGCGGAAAUCAAUUGAAGCGGAUACCACCCACCGUCGUCCAUAGUCCGACGUCCACCACCCACCACCCAAUUUUCCCACUCCUGUUUUCAGUUGUUUAUGUGUGCGUGUGCGUGCGUCCACUGUGGACGAUGUUGAAACAGAAGCGUUUGGCGAAGCAGAAACCCAAAGCGAAACCGAUACCAUGGGGACUGAAAAAAAUCUGUUGGGGUCUGAUAAAUAUAACCGUGCCCAGGCACCAGCCGCGUAGUUGGAUCGAGACAAAUUUCCAGAAGCGCGAGUGCAUCAAAUUCAUACCAUGCCCAAAGGACGAUACAAAAUGCUGCUGUGGCCAGGCCCAGAUCACGCAUCAGACGAUACCUGGCAUCGAGAGUGGGUCGCCCGGAGACCUCUGGCUGCCCACCAAGCACACCCGCCCACAGCCCACAGAUGCCUAUGGAACCAUCGAGUUCCAGGGCGGCGCUCAUCCCACAAAGGCACAGUACGUUCGCCUGUCGUUCGACACGCGGCCGGAACUACUGGUGCAGCUAUUCACCAAGGAAUGGAAUCUGGAAUUGCCAAAACUUUUGAUCACCGUGCAGGGCGGCAAGGCCAACUUUGAUUUGCAGGCCAAGCUGAAAAAGGAGAUACGCAAAGGACUGCUGAAGGCGGCGAAGACCACUGGAGCCUGGAUAUUCACCGGCGGCACCAACACCGGCGUCACCAAGCAAGUGGGCGAUGCCCUGCUCCUGGAGGGUCAGCAGCGGACAGGACGAGUGGUCAGCAUCGGCAUCGCUCCCUGGGGCAUCGUGGAGCGCAAUCACGAGCUGCUGGGCCACAACCGCGAAGUGCCCUGCCACAGCAUUAGUUCGCCCAGAUCCAAAUUGGCCGUGCUGAACAAUCGGCAUGCGUACUUUCUGCUGGUCGACAAUGGCACCCAGGCCAAGUAUGGCGCCGAAUUGAUCCUGCGGCGCAAACUGGAGAAAUUCAUAUCCAACCUGAAGCUUCAUCCAUCAAAGAAUCACUGGCUAAAAACAAACGUCACACAUUCCAGUACGCCCGUCGUCUGCCUGGUGAUCGAGGGCGGCACCAACACGAUACGUGCGGUGCUCGAGUACGUGACGGAUUCGCCGCCGGUUCCGGUGGUCGUAUGUGACGGAUCCGGGCGUGCCGCCGACCUGCUGGCCUUUGUCCACAAAUAUGCUUCGGAUGGCGAGGAGCAGCCGGUACUGGAGUCCAUGCGGGACUAUCUCAUCGGGACCAUACAGAAGACCUUUGAAGUGGGACUGGACCAAUCCGAGAAGCUCUACCAGGAGUUGCUGCAGUGCACACGGAACAAGAAUCUGAUUACCGUCUUUCGCAUACAGGAAAAGCCCGAGGGCGAGGCGCAGGAACUGGAUCAGACCAUCCUAACGGCCCUCUUCAAGUCACAGCAUCUAAGUCCGCCGGAGCAAUUGAGUCUCGCCCUGACGUGGAAUCGGGUGGACAUAGCGCGCAGUGAGAUAUUCGUCUACGGGCAGGAAUGGCCAAAUGGCGCCCUGGACGAGGCCAUGAUGCAGGCGCUGGAGCACGAUAGAAUCGAUUUUGUCAAAUUACUCCUGGAGAAUGGCGUUUCGAUGAAGAAAUUUUUGACAAUACCGCGCCUCGAGGAGCUCUACAAUACCAAACACGGUCCGGCCAACACGCUGGGCUACAUCCUGCGCGAUGUCCGACCGCACAUACCCAAGGGCUACAUUUACACGCUCCACGACAUCGGCUUGGUGAUCAAUAAACUAAUGGGCGGCGCAUAUCGAUCCUAUUACACGCGCCGCAAAUUCCGACCCAUCUACGCCAAGGUUAUGAACAGCUAUGCAAAUGCCUGCCGCAAGUCGUCGACCUACCAAUACCAGCGAUAUGCCGGAGCCAAUUCACUGAGCCUGGUCACCGGUCUGCUGCCCUUCACCUCGGAAAUGGCCCUCUUCGAGUUUCCCUUCAACGAGUUGCUGAUUUGGGCCGUGCUGACCAAGCGACAGCAGAUGGCGCUGCUGAUGUGGACACAUGGCGAGGAGGCAUUGGCCAAAUCACUCGUAUCCUGCAAACUGUACAAGGCCAUGGCACACGAAGCGGCCGAGGACGACUUGGACACGGAAAUCUACGAGGAGUUACGCUCCUACGCCAAGGAGUUCGAGAGCAAAGGCAACAAGCUGCUGGACUUUAGUUACCGUCAGGAUGCGGAGAAGGCGCAAAGACUGCUAACCUGUGAGCUACACUCCUGGUCAAAUCAGAGUUGCCUUUCUCUGGCUGUGGCGGCCAACCAUCGUGCCCUCCUCGCUCAUCCCUGUAGUCAGGUUAUCCUGGCGGAUCUGUGGAUGGGUGGACUGCGAACCCGCAAGAAUACCAACUUCAAGGUCAUUUUGGGUUUGGCGAUGCCAUUCUACAUCAGGCAGCUUGACUUCAAGUCGAAGGAGGAGUUGCAACAGAUGCCGCAGACUGAGGAAGAGCAUCUGGAAAACCAGAACCUGGACAAUGAUGACUCGGAUCGUUCGCAGCCGGAUGCCGAGAGCGCCCUUUUAAAAGCCAAAAGAUCCAUUUCCUUGAGAUAUAGGAUGGGCGCGGGUGCUAAUAAUCGCGACAAGGCUCUAUUGGCGGAUACUUACUCAGUGCGCGAUACAAAAGUACACGAAAAUGGCAAAGUCUCACUCACCGACUCAGAUACCGCCCAAUUCAGAGAGUUCUUCAAUCUUUCCGAGUACAAUGAGGUGAAACAGCACCAGCCGCUGCGUCUGAAAAAGAAGUUCUACGAGUUUUACACGGCACCCAUAACCAAGUUCUGGGCGGAUUCGAUUGCCUAUAUGUUCUUUCUUAUAAUGUUCUCUUUCACUGUGCUGGUGAAGAUGGAACAGAUGCCGCGGUGGCAGGAGUGGUAUUCAAUAGCAUAUAUCACAACGCUGGGCUUCGAAAAGGUGCGCGAAAUAAUAUCCUCCGAACCGGUGGCCAUUACGCAUAAAUUCUCGGUGUGGGCGUGGAAUAUGUGGAAUCCGUGCGACGGAGCCGCCAUUAUACUCUUUGUCAUCGGUUUGGCAUUUCGAUUCCGGGAGAAUACGAUGGACAUUGGACGAGUCAUUUACUGUGUGGACAGCAUAUACUGGUACCUGCGUAUCCUGAACAUCCUUGGCGUGAAUAAAUACCUGGGACCUCUGGUCACUAUGAUGGGCAAAAUGGUGAAAAACAUGAUAUACUUUGUGGUUCUCUUGGCUGUCGUUUUGAUGAGUUUUGGUGUCAGCAGACAAGCGAUUCUCUACCCCAACAAACAGCCGACGUGGAGUCUCAUCAAGGAGGUUAUUGCCGGCUCAAUAACGGCGCCCGGAUUUUUAGGUGCCCUGGGGCACAAUACCCGUUCCAGCUAUCAUCGUGGUUAUCAUACAAUGGGUGCUCCACCGGUGACCACCACUGCAGCCAGCACCACCACCGGUUCCAGCUCCACAGUUCCGGCGGCCACGACAUCUACAACUGCGCCCAUCCACAAUGAGCAUUCGAAUUUGACGAGCGGCAACUUGACAAAUGUCACCUUCCAGCCCUACUUCAUGCUGUACGGAGAGGUGUUCGCCGGCGAUAUCGACCCUCCCUGCGGCGAGGAUCCCAGCCAGCCGGGCUGCGUCACUGGCCAUUGGGUAACGCCGAUAACCAUGUCCAUGUACCUCUUGAUUGCCAAUAUUCUGCUGAUAAAUCUGCUCAUCGCUGUGUUCAACAAUAUCUUCAACGAGGUCAACUCGGUUUCGCAUCAGGUGUGGAUGUUCCAGCGGUUUACCGUAGUGAUGGAGUACCAGCAGAAGCCUGUCCUGCCGCCGCCUUUCAUCGCGCUGUGCCACUUCUACUCCCUGCUCAAGUACUGUGUGCGGAAGGCGAAAGGAUUGGAGGUGCAGCGGGACAAUGGUCUCAAACUGUUCCUGGAGAAGGACGACCUGGAACGGCUGUACGACUUUGAGGAGGAGUGCGUCGAGGGAUUCUUCCACGAACAGGAAAUCAUCCUCAAUCAGUCGACGGACGAGCGGGUUAAAAACACCACAGAGCGAGUGGAGACCAUGUCUCAGAAAAUCGAGGACAUCAAUCAGAAGGAAAACAUACAAACGGCCACCGUUCAGAACAUCGAGUUCCGAUUGCGAAAGAUGGAGGAAUCCUCGGAGCAGAUACUCUCACAUUUGGCCGUCAUACAUCGUUUCAUGUCGACACACACGGCUGGUGCGGAUGAUUUGCGCGGUUCGACGAUAAACAUUCCGGGAGAGAUGCAGCGCAUGCGCACCAUCUCGAUUUCGGACACCGAGGGCGGCAGCGGACCAGGCGGAAAUGGAGGAGGCGGUGGUGGUGGUGGAGCCAUCGUUCCACUUGGUCUGGGUGCUGGUCUGAAUUUGAAUUCGCUCCAGGUCACAACCCGGCGCCGCUUUAAUCGUUCGCUUACCGAGGUCCGGCCUGAUGCCUACAUCUUCGACGAGGGCACGCACUUUGAGGUGGUACCUCUGCCGGAGGAACCGGACGAAGUGGUCAAGUCCCGUGAGGCCCUCAACGAGCAGGUGGUCCGCAAGGCGUCGAUGCAGUCGGAGGCAGACUCGGACAUCUACAUUCCCGUGUCGCAGCGUCCAUCGACUUGUGAGACGGUGAAGCGGACUCCGUACGUGACGGUGCGCCAGGAUACGGGUGCCAGCACGGAGAGCAAGGACACCCUUACGCCCAUGGGCAACAACGAUGACGACCAGACGCUCGUGGGAGGCGACAACUCAGAUGACGCGACGCCUGACAUCAACUUUGAGGCUGCCAGACAUCGAGCACUGCGACAGCGCACGGUAUCUCUAUGCCGCCGCAACUCGGAAACGUACUCCUUAACCGGGGCGGACAUAAACCGGUCACACAUCAGCCUCAACCAGCUUGCCUCGUUGUCCCGCCGCCAGAUGAGCCUCACGCAAUCCGAACCGGACAGCGACAAAGAUGCGCCAAUAGCCCAGGGUUCUGCACAUCCGGGUAAAUCAGUAUUGCAUGCGAAACCCUCCAGAAAUAUCUUGCUGAAACUGCACAGCGAGUACACUUCGAUUACGGACGAGCUGGAGAGCGUCUGCCACAUGAUAGCAUCGCCUACGGUAUCCCUGCCAAGUAAUAAAGCAUCUUUGGACCGCCCCAAAACCGAAAUGUCGCGGGCUGAGGCUGCGGCCUUGCUGGAAAAGAAGCAUCUAAAGGAGUGCGAAGAGAACGACUAUAUGAUUCUGGAGGGACUGAUCGAGUCCCGCGGCUCAAUCGAUGCCAGCGCCCAGGGAUUCGAGAUUGGUGUAUCCAUAGACUACAGCCAUCGCUACCCGCUGCGCCGAGAGACCGCCGUGGAGCUGUCACCUUCGAAGCCUUCGGUAGAUGGUGACCUGAUGGGCGGUGGGGAAGGUGGCGGCGCCGGCGGAGGCGAUAGUAGCGAUACCAGCGGGGCCGGUAGCUGCGGUGCCAUGGUCGGUAUCUCAAGUGGCUUCCAGUUAAAGAACGAGCGUCCCUGGCAGCGUAACUCCUCGAUGGAGCAGCAAACGUAUCCCUCACCGUUGGUGCCAACACGGGCCACCAGUGACUUCCUCAAUCCGCCGUAUGAGGGCCGGCUGUUCAAGAAGUCCAGUGAGAGCCUACAGAAAAACUCAAGCACGGAGACGGACUACUCGGCGCAUCCGUACCGAUUCAUUAAGCAGAGCUCCAACGAGACGAACACUUCACUGACGGGCUCUUAUAAUGUGGACACUCCCUCGCUGACGGCGGAGCCCUCGUUGGACGCUGGCGACUCGCAUUCGGCGACGGGAAUAAGCAUCAGCGUUGGCGCUGUGGGCGGCACUGCCACGGCGCGUUACCAGCCCAUCCGUACCGCCUCGGUAGGCGCUGCCGAUGGUAGGCGUUUGCGGGAGGAGAGCUCUAGUUCGCUGGAUCUUAGCUCCUCGGGGCCAGUGACGAUGCAGGCAGCGCCGGCACCGCCAGUGCGUCCGAUGCUGCUAAAGAAACAGUUUAGCGUGGACCAGGGUAAGCCGUCUCAGACGGCCGCCGAGGCAGUGCCUCAGACACCGGAGGCGGCCCAGGCUGGUCAGGCCAAACUGAUUUCCACGCUCAAGCCGCAGCCCUUUGCGAGCAAGUUGGGCAUGAAUGUGCUGAAGGAGAGCAGCUCUAGCACGGAUGAGUCCGUCGGUUCGUCAGCCAAAAGUAGCAACCCGGCGCUAUCCAUACCCCAGAUCAGCACCCACCUGGUGCAGGACGAGAUCGCCAAACUAUCGUCGAACAUCAAGAGCAGCACCGAAUCGGAAAAGGAUCCGCCGUUUAACGAGACAAUGUGUUAGCAAAGUGGAAGGCCGACGAAAAUGGAUCGUGUGUGUCCCACACUGUGCUCAAUGGGAAAACUAGUCAUAAGAGUGGGGUGAUAAAUAAGUUGUUGAACUAGCGUUGGGAUCUAGGAAACAUAUAUCAGAGAUUAUGCAUAUUUAUUCGAGGGGUUGGCAGUUAAGUACGUGUUAAUGAUUUUGACAAUACAUAGUUCACAAAUUCUCUGUAUUUUUAUACAAGUAUUUAUUUAGAAAGCCUCAUUGUUGUUGUACACUAUUAAGGCAGAAGCAUAGAAUAUGUGUUUUUGUUUAAUGUCAAUACCACCAAAAAUAUGCAUAUUGAAGCGCCUGAGUUAUGCGAUGCACAUAUUCACAUACUCGGUACUUUUACAAACUCCUAGAUGUAGUCAGCCAUACAUAUUGCAACGUUGCAAGCAACUUUCACACAGACAUAUCUUAAAGCAACCACUCUACUUUAUCCAAUCCUAUAAUGAGCACUUACCUCAGCUCAAUUAGAAACCUAUCGCAGCUCAAUGUACUUUAUGCCUGUCCCUGUCGGAGUUCCGUAUUGUAGUCUACGAGGUUCACUACGAUAUAAGCUUCUUGGCAAUGUGUGUAUUAUUAUAUGUGUAUAACGUCUUCUUAGAUAGUGAAUUUUACUUGCUUAUAAGGGGGAAAUUCGUGUGCAACUGUCUUUUUCGGCGGCAUAGAUAUUAGUGUACAUAAAUAGACUAAAUGUUAUAGGUAUGUUUAAAGAUUGCUAAAAUUGUUCAUGUUUGGCCAAUGUGUGCUAGUAACUUAAAUUAGAUUUUUAAAUAUUUUCAAGGAUUAAGAAUAACAAUGCAUUUUAAUAAAAUAUUUAUGAUUGUACUUAUUUAUGUUAAGAAUUGUACGUUAUUUUUAUUGAAAUAAAUUAUUAACACUUUAAAAUUU
Messenger RNA from Drosophila melanogaster (fruit fly), 7964 nucleotides. RefSeq names its product transient receptor potential cation channel, subfamily M (gene Trpm). Gene Ontology annotation, biological process: transmembrane transport; metal ion transport; zinc ion transmembrane transport. The record is from RefSeq and is marked reviewed. Bases 879 to 7049 code for a protein of 2056 amino acids. Gene Ontology annotation, molecular function: monoatomic cation transmembrane transporter activity; monoatomic ion channel activity. NCBI's taxonomy places the organism in Eukaryota, Metazoa, Arthropoda, Insecta, Diptera, Drosophilidae. The transcript has 38 exons. Gene Ontology annotation, cellular component: membrane.